AUGGAAAAGGAACGCUCCUCACCGAGGCUGUCAUUUGAAGAAAGUGAGGGUCGAGCCCUGCUGCUGAAGGAGUGGAGUCGAUACAAACAGGAGCAGCACAUGGCUGAAAUGGAGGCUGUUGAACUCGCUCUGGAGGCACAGAGGGAAGCGCUGGAGGAGCUGAAGCUGGAGUCUGAGGAGCUGUACCAGGCAGCGCUGAAGCCAGACCCCCUCUUGUUUCCCUUCAGUCACGAGGGUCCUGCCUACACACCACCCAAGACAAAGUAUGACGCUCCGGAUGGGAAAUACAAUGACAUCACUAAAGUUUACACCCAGUGAUGGACAGGGCACAGCACUUGGUGCAGCCUGUAUGGUUGUUUAUUUAGUGUCUCCUUGUUUGUACAUGAUUCAAAAAACCAAGAUGCAGCUUUUCUUAAAGUGAAAGUCAACCUUGUUUUUUUCUUUAAUUGUAUGAGAGUAUGAAGCUGACAGUCACCUCCACUCAUUUCUGUAUUAUCACUUGUUUUCCCCCCAUUUUCACACCUCUGUGUAUAACAUAAAAAGAAAAUAAAACUGAAUUUUUUAUUGA
Molecule: messenger RNA, 568 nt
Organism: Paralichthys olivaceus (Japanese flounder)
Lineage: Eukaryota; Metazoa; Chordata; Actinopteri; Pleuronectiformes; Paralichthyidae
Source: RefSeq, a predicted model, not a curated record